Papilio polytes (common Mormon) is the source of this 1833-nucleotide messenger RNA. RefSeq names its product zinc finger protein 43-like. The coding region runs from base 91 to 1680 and encodes 529 amino acids. The transcript has 11 exons. NCBI's taxonomy places the organism in Eukaryota, Metazoa, Arthropoda, Insecta, Lepidoptera, Papilionidae. Gene Ontology annotation, molecular function: RNA polymerase II cis-regulatory region sequence-specific DNA binding; DNA-binding transcription activator activity, RNA polymerase II-specific. Gene Ontology annotation, biological process: regulation of transcription by RNA polymerase II. Gene Ontology annotation, cellular component: nucleus. The record is from RefSeq and is a predicted model, not a curated record.
UAUAAUUUUAAAGUGAGAAAAAACUUACUAAGAUCCAAGUAUCUCCGUCUGGUAGAUUGUUUCCACAAUUGUUGCAUCGUAAGAUUUAACAUGAUGUUUGACCCACCCGACUUUCCGUAUAGAGAUCUUCCCGAAUUGAGAGAUAAUUACGAAUCCGACGAUAUUUUCAAUAAUGAUAUCCCAAAUAAUACAACAACAAACUUCGGCGACAGUGUGAUUACUGACGUUACAAAUAUAAACAAUCAAUUAUCGCUUCAUUCUAAUAAUUCUGGACGGUACUUUAACAUUGAAAAUGUGCCUCCUGUAAGCGACUCCGUAAAUAAUGAACCCACGAACACUGAGUUAUGUGUUAUUCAACAAGAUAUCUUUAAUUUUGAAUCAACUUUGCUAGAUGACAACAUUGUUAACCAAUUUUUAUUACCUUUACAAACCGCUGCAGAAAAAAAUAAGGAUGUUGAGAUUGGUCCCGACUUACUGGCUCUUCAUUCGUGUGCUAUUUGUCAUGAAAUAUUCACAACAGAAGCUGAUCUUCUGGAUCAUACUAUAUCUUUACACGCUUCAGUUAAUUACGUAGAUAGAAGCCAAAAUGUUCCUGCAGUUACUAAUGUGAAGGAACCUAUUGAAACAAACAACGAUGAUCUAAGUUAUGAAGCCGAAUGGUUGGUGUGUCGUGUCUGUGAAAGAGUAUUAUCUACAGUUGUAGAAACAGAACCAAAUGAACAGUUGUGCUGCAUCGAUGACAGUGGAAGGCAGAGCAUAUCUCGCCGAAGACUAGGCGCAAUGUACGUGUGCGAUUCCUGCAGUUAUUUGUUCGCGGAUGGAGAAGCCCUUGACCGACAUCGGCUCACGUGCUGCUUGCAGGAACCAGACAAUACCAUUUCCCCGAUGCUGAAUACACAUAUAUCUUCAGAUAUCUCAGACCUCUUAGAUUCUUGUGAUAACAACGCACCUGCCAGUCUUUCGUCUGAAGAGACAGAACUGCAGACUGUCAUAUGCGAUAGACCAUUACAGACGCGACAGACACGGCGACCGUAUUCUAACUCCAGCAGCAAUAAGAUGUGGAACUGUGGCUCUUGUAAUCAACUGUUUGCUACUGCAAGGGAGUUAUACCGUCACAAGCGAGGAGAGGACCGCCCAGAGGGAGCGCCGCUGGUCGCAUACGUGUGCGAGGAGUGCGACAAGGUGCUCGGCAGCAUGUGCGCCCUGCACACCCACAAGAAGAUGCACAGAGUGACCAAACCAGGUUACCCAUGCCGUGUGUGCGGACGUCGCUUCAACCAGUCGGGACACCUCGCCAUACACAUGAGGAUGCACACUGGAGAGCGGCCUUAUCCCUGUGAUCUCUGCACUAAAGCGUUUAAAGUUAAGGUGGAGCGCGACGACCACCGGCGCACGCACACCGGGGAGCGGCCCUUUGCCUGCACGAGCUGCCCCAAGACGUUUACCGCGGCCGCGCGCCUCCGCGAACACGCACGCAUACACACAGACCAAAGGCCGUACAGGUGCGAUAUCUGCGGCGCGGCGUUCCGGCGGCCGUACGCCCGCACGGUACAUACCCUCAUACACAGCGGGGAGAAGCCGCACAAAUGCGACGUCUGUGGAACGGCCUUCAGGAGAUCUGGCGAUAUGUGGAAGCACAAGAGAACUCUCCACGGACUGCCCUCAACUACCGCUCUGUGACACUAAGCAAUAUGGUUCUCAAAGAGGGAACGCUGCCAUAAUUAAAGACUGAAUAUAGCCGCUUGCUAAGUUUAGCGAUUUAAUUUUUUACUGCCAAAUCCUUCCUUGGUACAAUAUAACCAGCGUGGCGCUGCAGAAGUCUGCAUAUUUUUG